AUGGCACAGAAAGAAGAUGAAGAAGAUAUUACGAACGGAGCGCAAUCAAUAGGAGGAGGAGGAGGAAACGGCGGAACACACGAGAAUAGCAACAAUAACCACAACGACUUAGAUGCUGGGCCUUACAAAAUUCCUACAUCCAAAACACAUAAUAAGCCAUUAAUAUCAACUAAUAGCGAUAGCAAUAAUGUCACGACGCAGGAUCCCUUCAACCCAGAUGCCCGACAAUUUGGGAAGAAUGAGCCGUAUUUCGAUGCGUCGACACCCAAAAAUGUCACGGCGCUCGUUGGAAAAUCCGCCUACAUGAAUUGCCGCGUGAGGAAUUUGGGCAAUAAAACUGUUGCAUUUGUUCGUCACAGAGACCUCCAUAUAUUAACUGUUGGAAGUUAUACAUAUACCACAGAUCAACGGUUUAUAGCAACGCACCACAAAAAAACUGACGAAUGGACAUUACAAAUUAAAUGGACACAGAAAAGGGAUGCGGGGGUCUACGAAUGUCAGAUAUCAACGCAGCCUGCACGUAGUUAUUUCAUUUACUUGAGUGUUGUUGUUCCUACUGCCAGCAUUUUAGGCGGACCCGAUAUAUAUGUAGACAAGGGAAGCAUGAUAAAUCUCACUUGUACAGUAAAAUACAGUUCAGAGCCUCCUGCUUAUAUUUUUUGGUAUCAUCAUGAAGAGGUAGUGAGUUACGAUUCUCCGCGUGGCGGCGUAUCUGUGAUAACAGAAAAGGCAGAAGUAACAACGUCCUAUCUCCUCAUCCAAAAUGCCGAUACCGCGGAUUCGGGGAAAUAUAUUUGCGCGCCAUCGAAUGCGGAUGUCGCUACUGUGAGAGUUCACGUGUUAAAUGGUGAACAAUUGGAUUAUCAAAAAAUAAAUAGCGGCGUUGUGAGAUGGCCAUUGAGCAAUUGCAUUUAUUUAAUUUUAUUCAUUCUGCUAAAUAUCACGUCGAUAUUCAAUUAUCUUGGUGCGGAGAUGCCGCAUCUGUCACGAUCAUCAUCAUCAAUGCAUCAUCAAUCAAUUAACAGAAUUUUACAUGUGAAUAAUAUUGACACAGACAACAGGUGAUAAAUUAAUGAAUGCGGAUUUUUUCUGUUGUUUCGUUAGGGGCGUGCACGAAUUUUACUCGUGCAUGAGUAAAAAAAUUGUAAUUAAAUCAAAUAAUUAAAAUAAAUUGUUUAGAUUUCAUGCCCAACAAAAUUUUUAGAAUGAAUAAAGU
Messenger RNA from Culicoides brevitarsis, 1216 nucleotides. RefSeq names its product kin of IRRE-like protein 2. The transcript is spliced from 8 exons. Gene Ontology annotation, cellular component: neuron projection membrane. The coding region runs from base 1 to 1065 and encodes 354 amino acids. Lineage: Eukaryota; Metazoa; Arthropoda; Insecta; Diptera; Ceratopogonidae. Gene Ontology annotation, biological process: synapse organization. The record is from RefSeq and is a predicted model, not a curated record.